AUGAAUAAUCUAUCAAAUUUGGUUAAGGCCAAAUCUUCCAGAUCACAAUCACAGCCACAUCAGAAUAACGAUGAACGUGUACAAGUCAGACGUAUAUCAUUGGCUGAAUUUACGGGACUCGAAAGUUACGUUAGUGAAAAAAAAAAGCAACAAGAUUCGAUGUCACCGGAAACAAACAUAGAUUUUCAGAAAAAUUGUCAAUCAUCAGUAAGUCUAAUUGAUACAUACAGUAAUCGACGUCGUCCAAUUGUUAGUAAUACUUUUGAUGAUAUCAAAUGCACCGAACUACGAAAAGUACCCGAAAAUGAGUUAACAAAUAAGCCAGAGCAGAUCAAUUUUCAUGACAUUAGUGAAAGAGUGGAAAAUUUACGAAAACAACUUGAAAAAGCAAUGAAUGAUUUGCCGAAUCAAUCACCAAGAAAAUCGUUUGAUUCCGAAAAUGAAAAAACUGAACUAUUAAAGGAAAGUCGAAAACUUGCUGGAGCUUGUAAAACAAUGCUGCUUGAAAUAAACGAUAUGGGAAAUGGAAAAUAUUGGUCACAAAUUAUUGAUGAAGUAUUGGAAGCAGCUGAAGCAGUAACACAUAUAACGGAACGAAUGAUUCAAAAAUCAAAUUCGAUCUUUCAAGCACAAUUAAUGACCACAAAAACUGAACAGAUGCUUAAAUCACUUGUGGAGGUAUUACAAAGUAUCGAAAAGGCACAAGCAAAAGAUGGUGACAGCAUGAAAUUGUUGACAGCACGAAGUACAACAUUAACAGCAAACGUAAGACAAUUGCUGUCAACUGUAUCACAUGUAUAA
Molecule: messenger RNA, 801 nt
Organism: Brugia malayi
Lineage: Eukaryota; Metazoa; Nematoda; Chromadorea; Rhabditida; Onchocercidae
Exons: 6
Coding region: 1-801 (266 amino acids)
Source: RefSeq, a predicted model, not a curated record